AUGGCACCCAGCCGUACGCGUACCAUGAAAAACAAGCACGCCGCGCCCAAGGGUGCUGGCAAAGGCGGCAAGCGCUCCGACACCGACGGCGUCUCCAAGUCCAAGAAGUCCACCGGCCCCGUCACCUCCAAGCAGGUCAAGGACAAGAGUGUCAGCGCACUUUUCAAGAAGCGCAAGCAAAGAACGUAUACCGAGGCGGAGCUGGGCAUUCCCUCGCUUAACACGGUCACGCCCGUCGGCGUGGUCAAGCCCAAGGGUAAAAAGAAGGGCAAGGUCUUUGUCGAUGAUCGGGAAAGCAUGAACACCAUCCUCUCCAUCGUCCAGGCCGAAAAGAAUGGCCAAAUCGAGUCCAAGAUGAUCAAGGCCCGUCAAAUGGAAGAGAUUCGCGAGGCGCGACGAGUCGAGGCUGAAAAGAAGGAAGACGAGAAAAAAUCAAAACUAGAGGACGUCAAGGACUCGCUGCGCCGCAAGCGCAAGAAGAAGACGUCCGAGGACGACGACGACAAUGUCAAGGAGUUUCUGUCUGCCGGCAGCAAGGCCAAGAAGGGUUCCAAGAAAAAGGUUGCGUUUGCAUGA
Messenger RNA from Akanthomyces muscarius, 576 nucleotides. RefSeq lists its product as uncharacterized. Lineage: Eukaryota; Fungi; Ascomycota; Sordariomycetes; Hypocreales; Cordycipitaceae. Gene Ontology annotation, cellular component: preribosome, large subunit precursor; nucleolus. Bases 1 to 576 code for a protein of 191 amino acids. Gene Ontology annotation, molecular function: mRNA binding. Gene Ontology annotation, biological process: intracellular mRNA localization; ribosomal large subunit biogenesis. The record is from RefSeq and is a predicted model, not a curated record. The transcript has 2 exons.